AUGAAUAAAAAAGACUAUAAAAAUGAAGUUUUACGCCAACUUGGUAAUGACGCAUUCUACGAAAAAUUGAGUUAUAAUCCAAUGAUCAACAUUCAAGAAAAUAUAAGCAAAUGUAUAGAGGAACUAACUGAGAGAAACAAUGCUAUUGACCACGAAUUCGACGUUUUUCCUAAUGAAUGUCGCACACCGUCAUUUUACGUUCUUCCAAAAACGCAUAAACAACCGAAUGCUGAUCUUCCGUUAAAAUAUCCGGGUCGACCUAUAGUUUCCGCCUGUAAUUCACCGACUGAGAAUAUUUCAAAAUAUUUGGAUAGCAUAUUAAAACCGUAUAUGUUCCGACUCCCAUCUUUCAUUAAAGAUACGACGGAUUUUAUUCAAAAAAUUAAAAAUGUGAAGUUGAAAAGCAAAGACUCAUUAUUAGUUACAAUGGAUGUAUCUUCACUGUAUACAUGUAUUCCGCACUCUGACGGCAUAAAAGCAUGUGAAUAUUUUCUAAAUGAAGGAAAUAGUGAUCAUAACUUACAAACACCAGUGCUCUCUAAUCUUAUACGGAUAGUUCUUGAAAAUAACUUUUUCGAAUUUAAUAAUGAGUUUUUCAUGCAAACGUGCGGUACUGCUAUGGGAUCAUCUAUGGCGCCAGCAUAUGCCUCCCUGUUCAUGGGGAAACUGGAAAAGGACUUUAUCGAGUCACGAAAUAUCAAACCGACGCUGUGGCUACGUUUCCUGGAUGACAUUUUUCUAAUCUGGGACGAUACUCGCGAGGAACUCGAGAAUUUCAUUCGUGAUCUAAAUGAUUUUCAUCCGACGAUUAAGUUUACGCAAACCAUUUCCAGUUCAUGUGUUGAUUUUCUUGAUGUGCGUGUUUCCAAAAAAUAA
This is a messenger RNA of Ruditapes philippinarum (Manila clam), 876 nucleotides long. RefSeq lists its product as uncharacterized. The coding region runs from base 1 to 876 and encodes 291 amino acids. Lineage: Eukaryota; Metazoa; Mollusca; Bivalvia; Venerida; Veneridae. The transcript has a single exon. The record is from RefSeq and is a predicted model, not a curated record.